CUAGCGUCUUUGCAGCAGUUUUACUAUACACAGCUGUAAGUACCGGUUCUUUGGUUCUCUCUCAGGACGCGACAAGUUGUCCAAGGCCACAUUAUCUCCCUGGCCGGGAUGUGAGGGGUCACGAGGGUCGUUUCACGGGAGAUAGUCGGCAGUUUGUCCUCUCCCUGUCGCUGGCCGCUCCAGCCGUUGCUACUGGCAACGGAUGGAGGAGGAAUUGACUCAGUGGCAGAUGCGCUAUGCGAGGCUGUCCUCCAGGUGCAAUCUUCGGACAAUGCAAAAAUCCUAUGUGUACCGUUCUACUGACCAAGGAGAAGGUGAGUGUACAUGAUGUAUAUAGCAAUGAGAAGGAGAGAGAAGAGAAGAGAGAGAGGAGAGAGAGGGAGAUAAGAGAGGAGAAAAGAGAGAGGAGAAAUUGCCACUGUGCAGGUCCACAUCUCUGC
Geodia barretti is the source of this 440-nucleotide messenger RNA. NCBI's taxonomy places the organism in Eukaryota, Metazoa, Porifera, Demospongiae, Tetractinellida, Geodiidae. The record is from the annotation of a GenBank genome assembly.